This is a messenger RNA of Prorocentrum cordatum, 4086 nucleotides long. Lineage: Eukaryota; Dinophyceae; Prorocentrales; Prorocentraceae. The record is from the annotation of a GenBank genome assembly.
AUGUACCCGAAGAAGAAGAAGAACGACGCGAGUGGAAUCUACGUGAAGCUGGACCACGCCCUCUUGGUGGGCGGCAUCAAGGAUCGGGCGAGGCGGUCGAGUCGUCGGCGGCCUGGCUGGGACUACGUAUCCUUCCCUGCCCCCGCGGCCAACGAGGGGACGGGCGUCCUGGAGAAGGCCCUGGAGAGGCCGCUCGAGGCCGAGCUGUAUCUGUCCAACGCUCACGGCUAUGGGGCCUCCUUGUCCUGGUUUCGCUCUGGGCUGGCUGGCGCGUGGAGCACAUGGAGCUGGGGGUCGACGGUGGGCUUCGCCAUCUUCUCCGGGGGAGCGGCCGUCUCUGGCAACCUGUGGCGGUGGAUGCGAUGGGUGAUGGAGGAGCUCGAGGAUGGCCACCACUCGCUCCUCGUAGCCGACUACGUCCGAGGCGACUGGCGCGACCUCUACCUAGGCGGCAGGCUCGAGACUUCCAUCAUGAUCUUCACCGCGUCUGUGGCCCUCGGGCCAAGUCUCUGGAGUUGCUGCCGGCAGAUGUCAUCGCCACGGCUAGCGGGGGAACCGCCUCCAGGGAUCGCCAUGGACAGCGACGGGGAGGCGGGCCCCUCCAGGGCGGGUCCGUCGGACGAGUCGAUGCCAGCCAAGGGCAUGCAGGAUAUGCCAGCCACGGGGAGCAACCUGUUCGACAAGAUCAUCCAUCCACGGGAGCAGGCGCUGGCCGACCUCGGGAAGAUCGAUGCGCUGUCCACCGUCACCCGCCUUGCGGGCACCACCUCCCCCGUGGCGCAAGAGCUGCGGGUCCAGACUUACGGGGCGGACGUCAGCUUGGGGAAGUUCGCGACGGACUGGGUUCGCCCCAGUUGGCCGAGUCGCGACCACCUCGGCCACCAGAUGAGGCUACACCGCAUGAAGCUGGAUCGGAGGUCGGAGGCCUCGCCCGAGAUCAGCCAGACGGCGAGGUACGAGAACCUGCGCGCCCGAGUCUACGCGCUAACGCGGGCGUUCGAGGACGUGACAGGCAUCAUCGACGGGAAGCAGCCUCGGGACAGCGGGGCCGACAAGUGGAUGUCCAGGGCGUGCUGGGACCCCGCGGACGAGCUGGACUGGAGGUCUCUCACGGAGGGCGAGGAGGCGCUCGCGAGAGUGGAGCGCUACUUGACGGCCAGGCUGCAGCAGAGGGGUCUUCAACAUACGUAUCCGCAGAUGGAGGGCUCGGACGCGGCAACGGAGGAGGACGAGCAGACGGGGGGAUGGCCGUUCCUCGAGACCGAGACCCUCUGCCGGGCUGGCCGCUGCUGCCCUGGUCGGGCCGGAGCGGCCGAGGGCGCUGGGCCGUCGGCCACGUGGGAGCGGGCGACACCGCUCCAGAGGGCUACUUCGAGGAGGCUCCGGGAGGCGUGGCUAGCUUGGGGCAGCCAGGUGGCCGCGAUCAAGGUGGACGAGGGCGUGGUGGUCUCCGUCGACGCGGGGGAGUCUGCUCGCCCGCCACCAGAGACCAACCCUGCCAGGACCGUGGACAUCUGCCCGCUCGCCACCGAGGACCUCCCCGACGGUACGGGAAGGAUGCCACGCAAGCCCAACCCCGCCAUGGAAGAGGAGUCGAAGGGCCCAAAGGUCUACCGAGAUUCGUCUUUCCGAUCGAGGACAUUUCUUCCCAUCCUGGUCGAGAAGCCCUGGGAUGCAGGGAUGCUGAGGACAACCGACGAGCUGGUCGAGGGCAUGCCGCUCUUCGGGGUCAUCCAGAAGGGCUGGCGGGAGGAGGCGGACCCCCUCGGCCCCGUCAGGCGCCAGGUCCGCGCCAUCUGGGACUGGAGGCGGGCCAACCUUCGCUGGCAGACGCCCAUGCACGGGCCCCUGGGCAGCUCCGCGACCCUGACCAACCUGGACCUCUCCAAUCUCGGCGAGGCGGACGUGGUCUACACAGGGGUGGGCGUUAUCCUCGACAGGUUCGACCGCUUCGAGACGCCGCCCGAUGUCUGGCUCUACUUUGUCUUGGAGGGGCUGCCCCUCCACGAGUUCUUCGACUACAUGAGGACCACAAGGCAGGGCUACGUCAUCCCCUGUGGCGGGCCCCUCUUGGCGGUGAAGGUCUUGGUCAAGGGCCGACCGUGGCCCCUGCCUCUGGCCUACUCCAGGCCGAAAGCUCUCACGGCGCGCAGGCUCUGGGCGGACACCGGGGAUGCGCGCCUGGUCCACGGGGCUCCGACGCACCAGCGAGGGGAUCGAGUCGUGGGGUGCGGUCAUUCGAUGCCGACCUUACACUGCCUCGGCCAAAAUCGAUCGCACUUGUGGCCUGACUCUGGCGGCGCUGGGGCUGGCGGCGCGGACAUGCUGGACCCCGGAGCCACCGGGAAGCUGUGGGCGUGGGCGGCCAUCUCUCAGCGCAUGGGCUUCGCCAUCCGCGGCCGUAUCUACCGCGAGAUGAGGCGCCCAGAGGCCGCCAGGACGCCGUUCUGCCUACCAGACGCGGCGAGGUGGGGGCUGACGACGAUGGCCUGCUGCGCCACGCUCAGGCACACGGAUCUCGAGGCGCCCUGGCUCUCGCAGGUGUCUAUGACGGGUAUGACGGAGUCCAAGGACAAUGGCCACGGGGUUGCAGUCACCGAGGCCUCGCUGGAGGAGAUCAGGACGGCCACGGGCUACACCGAGAUCAGAGGGGUGACGAUCGCCACCGACCUCUGGGUCCCCCACGUUUGGGGGCGUACCUACGGCGUGGACGAGCUCGCCGAUGCAUCGGCUACACCUCCGCCGCGGGUCAGUCGGAGGGUCGACCAGGCGCUCUACCUCUUCGCGGGCAGGCGCCGAGAGGGGGAUCUGGAGGAGGCCAUCUACGCGCGUGCGGAGUGCGACGGCUACGACAUCCAGAUCUGGUCCAUCGGCUCGGUGAUCGAGCCGAAGCACGACCGCCCCAACGACGAGCUGGUCAGCGCGAUUCGGGGUCAGACGCGCGACGGGCACUUCCACGCAGUGAUUGCCCCGCCGCCAUGCCCUACCUGGAGUCGAGCGUGCUUCCCGAAAGAGAGGCCCAGGCCCCCGCGGACGCGCCUCGAGCCUUGGGGGCGGAGCGACAUACUACUCACUACCUUCGAGCACCUCCGCCUGGACCUUGGGUCGCGCCUCCUGCUCACGGCCAUGCAGGCGGUCCGCGAGGUCUGCCGAACUGGUGGCCCGUGCUUGACGGAUCACUCCGCGGACCCAGAGGAGGACCUGUACACGGCUAUCGGGAACCCCCCCGAGAAGGCCUGCCUCGGCGAGGAGGCGGGCGGCCAGCUCCCUCAGAUCGAGCAGGGCCGCUACGGAGCUUCGCCGAUGGAGUCGACCAUGAAGGGCAUCUUCGGGGUCUACGACGACGCACUGGACCUCGCCGUGGGCCGUCUCCGCCCGGGAGGCAACCACCGAGGGAGGCAUCCAGCGAUACUCGAGGGGCGAGUGGAGCGGGGCCGCCCCGACAUCUGCACCGCCGCCGCCCAGGCUUUCCAGCCCCCGCGGUGCGCCACGCGAGGGAGGGCGAUCCUCGAGGCGUUGGCCCGCAUGACGAAGGAGAUAAAGGGCCCCGAUCCAGCAUGCGCGUGGGCCUCUCCAGCUACGACGCCAUUCGGGCCGCCGAGGCCGGGAGGGGCGGAGAUCGAGAUCUUCCCCGCUGCCCCGUGCUUGGGCGCCACCUGCGAGAUGGCGGCCACUCUACCCGACCUCACAGUCUACGCGACCUGGGCCACACAGGCGUGGGACAACUACGAGAAGGAGACGCACCUGGGCAUCCGCGAGGGCGGCUCCACAAGGCGAUUCACCCGCCUCGUGGCGGACGUGAUCACGGCACAGUGGGCCCCGAAGGUGCGGGAUAUUCUCAGCAGCCACGUCGACAAGGGUUGGGGGCCUCGGUGCAAGAGCGCCAUGGGCCACGCCCUGGCCGACUACAGGGACAUAAAGAGCAGGACGGCCUGGAUGCCGAGACUUCCCGAGCUGGGGGGGCCCCGCACCAACUACAGCAAGCAGCAGAGGCAGCCGGUCGACAGCAACAAGACGAACAUGAAGAUGAAGAAGGUGAAAGAGGUCGCCACGGAGCUCGCGACAACUGGAUGGUGGAGAGAGUAA